CAUCAGUCCACCGCUCCUUCGGUGUGUUUCAUCUUCCAAAAACCAUCGCCAUAAACUCCGUGACUCAGUCUUCAAAUGUAGCGAGUCGAGAAUGAAUUAGAAGAACGAAAAGGAAGGAGGUAGAGAAAGAAAAGAAGGGCCACUCGUCAAUAGAUUCGUCAUCUCUGAAGAUACAACCUCAUGUCUCGCGGGGACUCAACAGAUGAGGCGGAGCCAUUCCUGCCACCGUCAUCUUCAUCCGAGUCUAUCGAGACUCCAAUACGUGCUUCAAAGCCAGUGCUUAUAAGAUUAUACAUCUCACACAGCCUGUCGACAUGGAAUUCACGCAUGUUUGAGUUCGGAUCGGUCUUGUUCCUGGCCUCGAUCUUCCCAGGCACUUUACUCUACGCUUCCGUAUAUGCACUGGUGCGCUCUUUGUCCGCAGUACUACUAUCGUCCUGGUUGGGCUCAGUGGUAGAUCGGUCGGACCGAUUGAAGGCGAUCCGACAGUCCAUUAUAUGGCAACGACUUCCCGUGGCAUUAUCUUGUGCGUGCUUUGCGGCGCUUCUGACCCCAUUAGGGCCGUCAUAUAUCUCUCCGCUUUUAUUCGCCGUGGUCACUUUGCUUGCGUGCUUCGAAAAACUGGCAUAUACAGCCAACACUGUGGCGGUGGAAAGAGAUUGGGCAAUCGUUGUAUCAGAUGCUUUACAAAUCCCAAGACAAGACUUGAAUGCAUCCAUGAGACGGAUAGAUCUCUUCUGCAAGCUUCUCGCUCCUGCGGUUAUCUCAUUAAUAGAUAGCUUUUCUACCCGGAGUGCGAUAUGGACGACCUUGGGCAUAAAUGCUUCAUGCGUUCUGGUAGAAUAUUUUGCAAUUGCCCAGGUAUAUAAAUCAGUGCCAGAGCUGGUGCGAAAUCAGGAAACCGAUGAGAAUCAAAAUGAAGGAGAAGAAGCAACCUCCGAUGGUCAAAUCGCUCAACGCAGCAUAGCCCACAGCACGGUGCAGUACGCUAGAAGUGCAGUUGCCCCAUGGCGCGAAUAUGUCUCAAGUCCUCUCUUUCUGGCGUCAUUUGCCCUUAGCUUACUUUAUCUUACCGUCCUUUCAUUUGGGACUACGAUGGUCACCUAUUUACUUCACACCGGAUUCAACUCUCUGCAAGUUAGUGGCAUGAGGAUUGGUGCCGUGACCGCAGAACUGUCGGGGACAUGGGCAGCCCCAUUCAUCAUGAAUAAAAUCGGACCCAUUCGAUCUGGGUUGUGGUUCUUGAAUUGGCAAUUCACCUGCUUAGCCGCUGCGAUUGCUGCCUUUGCGUUCUUCGACGACAAUUCCCAGCUCGUUGCGGUGAGUCUCAUUGUGGGCGUUGCUCUAAGUCGCAUCGGGCUUUGGGGAUUUGAUUUAUCGGUGCAGUUUCUCGUCCAGGAGGGCGUUGACGAACAUGCGCGCGCCCGCUUUUCGUCUACGGAAAUGGCACUGCAGAAUAUCUUCGAACUAUUCUCGUUUGCAACGACCAUCGUCUUCCCUCUGCCAGAGCAGUUCAAGUAUCCGGUGUAUAUCAGUUACGGGGCAAUUGCGAUGGCAGCAAUAUGCUUCGCAGCCUACGUCCGGAAGGAGAGAGGGCAUUUACUGCAUACAUCCAAGUGCUUUGGAGGUGAUAAACUGCGAUUUUCUGGUCGGGAGUUGCCCUCUAGUGACAUAUGAUGUGAUGAUAACAACUAUAUGCAUAUAUGGUCGGGGUUGUUUGUAUCACCCGUAGGAUAAACACAGAACUAAAACAUUGAAAUUUCAAUGCAUGAGAAGGACUUAGCAACCCCAAUUUAUUUCUGUAUUUUUAUAUCUC
Aspergillus caelatus is the source of this 1816-nucleotide messenger RNA. Its product is annotated as putative iron-regulated transporter. The record is from RefSeq and is a predicted model, not a curated record. Gene Ontology annotation, cellular component: membrane. Gene Ontology annotation, biological process: iron ion transmembrane transport. Lineage: Eukaryota; Fungi; Ascomycota; Eurotiomycetes; Eurotiales; Aspergillaceae. The transcript has 6 exons. Gene Ontology annotation, molecular function: iron ion transmembrane transporter activity. The coding region runs from base 181 to 1677 and encodes 498 amino acids.